This is a messenger RNA of Schistosoma guineensis, 1555 nucleotides long. The record is from the annotation of a GenBank genome assembly. Lineage: Eukaryota; Metazoa; Platyhelminthes; Trematoda; Strigeidida; Schistosomatidae.
UCGAUAUUUAUGCAUAUUGAUCAAUUCAUUCAUAUACAUAGUUUAUUCCAUAUAGAAUGUUAUGAAAAAUGACUAUAAUAUUCAUUUGAUUAUAAGAAACUUUGAGCAUAACAACAAGUCACAUAUACAAUUUAGAUUUUUUGAUAAAUUGUACUCCAUUUUUUUAAAAAAAAUUAAAAAAAGACUCUAACUCAAACAAACAUCCUACUUUUAUCAUUGAAAUGUAAUAUAAGUAUAUAAAUAUAUACAAAUAGAUUGUAUUCUUUAAAUGAUCAUUUAAUUACAUUAAUAAUAAUAAUAAUAAUAAUGAAUAAACAAUCAUUGAAUACAAUUACACCAUUAUUAUGUAUCACAAUACAUAUAGAAAAUUAUAUUGAAUUAUAUAUACAUGAUGAUUAUUCAUUACCAAUAUUACAAUAUCGUUAUGAACAAUAUUAUAAUAAACCAUGGAAACAACCAAAAAAAUGUAUUAAAACAAAAUUAAUAUUAACUUAUACAUCAUUAAUAUUAAGAAAUGGUUCUUGGUGGCCAUAUCGUUAUGAAAAUGUAAUUCAAUAUAAAACAAUACAAAAAAUUAUUCUAUUUAAUCAACAUAAAUUACAAUUAGCUAUUGGUUUAUAUGAUGAUGAUUAUAUUGAAAAACAAUUUUUAAUUAUAACAACAAAAAAUAUUACUGAUAUUGAUAAAUUAAUUCAAUUCAUUGAUACACAAUUAUUAAUAUGGAAAUAUACAUUCAAUAAACAAAUCGAUUAUUAUCCUUAUCAAUUAUAUAAAAGAAAAUUAAUAACCAAUAAUAAAUUACAAUUAAUACCACUAAAGAAUAAAGCAUUAAAUAGAAAAGGUUUAAUUGAUAAAAACCAAAUGGUUCCAAUGACAAAUCAUGUAAUUGGAUUGAAUUCAUUAAGAAAUACUUCAUUCAAUCAAUUGAAUGAAAAGAUUAUUGAUAAAUCGAAUGAUAUAUUAGAAAUUAAUUAUAAUAAUCCACAAUCAAAUCAUCAUUAUAAUGAGCAUAAAUCAAUACUACAUACGUAUAAUAAUAUAAAUGAUCAUGAUUUACAUAAUGAUAAAAGAAUAAUUGAAGCAAUUCCAAGUACUUCAAAUAAUAAUCAUAAUCAUAAUCAUAAUAAACAUCGAAAAGAACAUAAUAUAAAAAAAGAAAGAGAAGAAAAUAAAAAAAUAAAAAAUAAAUUAUGUCAAACAGAUUCUUAUUAUAUUGAGAAUAAUAAUAUCAAAUCAUGGGAAGUUGAUAUUAAACAUUGAAUAUGAUCUCAUCUUAUACAUACAAGUAUGUAUACACAUUGAAAUGACUAGCAAAAUAAUAACAUGAACUAAAAGAAAAUGAAAUCUUUCCUUCUUUUUUCUUUUAAGAAAAACAAAACUGAUUUGGAAUAUUCUUUCUGUUGGUUGUUUUGUCUACUUGAAAAAUAAUAUUCCUCUAAUGAUUGUAUCAUUUACACAAUUAUUUCCGGAGAUUUUUAUUGAUUUGUUUGUUUCUAUGUUGUUGUUUGAAUUUUAUUCAAAGUGGGAAAAAGCAUUUGUUGUUAGUAUAAUCAAG